Messenger RNA from Exophiala viscosa, 1011 nucleotides. RefSeq lists its product as uncharacterized. The coding region runs from base 1 to 1011 and encodes 336 amino acids. The record is from RefSeq and is a predicted model, not a curated record. NCBI's taxonomy places the organism in Eukaryota, Fungi, Ascomycota, Eurotiomycetes, Chaetothyriales, Herpotrichiellaceae. The transcript has 2 exons.
AUGCCAAUCGUUUCUGAAAUCAGGGCAGAGUUGAGACUGCAUGCAGAUGUACAAAGUGUGGAUGAUGAGUGGUCUGGUAUCACGAACCCAGUUAUUCGGCGGAAGUUGCAAAAUCGAUUAAACCAGCGAGCCGCAAGAAGACGCAAGGCUUCACAAAAGGGUACCAGCAACGACGUCCCCUCGACAUCUAGCGAUGCUAGCGCCACGAGGUCCAGACCCCUCGCCAGACAGAUCGAUCUUCAUGAUGCAGCUCCUCUACAGGUGAAAAGCUUGAACUUUCCCGGUACCAAAUGGCGUGUGACGGAAGCAGAAUCAGUCAUCGAAGUCGAUCCGUCGGCCUUCGUCUCCAUCCGAAGCAAGCACACCUGCCAGCGCUGGUACGAAGUGCUGCUGGAGAAUCGAUUGGCGCAGAUCAAAGACCUGGCAGGGCGAUUGCAGAUUGAGCGGGAAAAUGCGUGGAAGUUGACUCUGCCAGCGGACCACCUCAUCUCCUUGGUAUACUACAACGUAUAUCGCGGACUGCUCGCCAAUGUGGAAGUAUUGGGCCUGGAUCUGAAUCUCAUGUACACGGACGAAUAUCCUUCACCAUUCUUACCUCUUUCAUCGAGCGCCUCGUCCAAUCUGCGCCGUCUACCUCCUGGGCUACAGCCGACCGAGCUGCAAAAGAGCAUCGCGCAUCAUCCUCAAUGGGACAUUUUCCCUGACCCUAUGGUGCGCGAUAAUAUCCUGCGGUAUGGUGAGAGCAACAUUGACGAUUACGAGUUUUGUCUGGACCUGGUAGGAAAUGGCAACUUUGAUAACCUUGAAGGAUGCUCUACACAGGAAAAGAACGGACUGAUCUGUUGGGGUGAGCCCUGGGACAUGGGUGGCUGGGAGGUGACGGAGGCGUUUGCCAGGAAAUAUCCAUUCAUUCUUCGGGGAGCCUUGAAUUUCCAACAAUGCAGCAAUGAAUGGCGGGUCAAGCGAGGUGAAGAACCUCUUGAUUUUGAGAGAGUCCUGGAAAUUGAGUGA